This is a messenger RNA of Miscanthus lutarioriparius, 1905 nucleotides long. NCBI's taxonomy places the organism in Eukaryota, Viridiplantae, Streptophyta, Magnoliopsida, Poales, Poaceae. The record is from the annotation of a GenBank genome assembly.
AUGCUAUUCAACAUCCCACACUGCAAAUCACAAGCUCCUGUAACCGCCGCCGCCGCCGUCGCAGCUAUCUCCAGCCCCCGCUUCUCCUCCGCGUCACUGCCCCUGCCGCUGCCGGCGCUGGUACCGCCACCUCCUACUCCGCUGCCCGAGGAGAGCCCAUUCGCCGCGCUCCUCGCCUCUGAUCCCGCGCCGCCGGAGCCUCUCCGCCAGGUGCUCGCCACGGGCGACGUCCACGCCGCGCUCCGCGGCCUCCCGGGCCUCGCGCGCCAGCUAUUCCGUUCUCGACGGAACGCGAGGCUCGCGACGGAACGCGUGGUGGCGGGCCACGGCGUGGCCCCUGAUGUCAGGGACUGCAACCGCGUGCUGCGCGUGCUCCGUGACACGGCCAGGUGGGACGACGUCCGUGCUGUAUACGGAGAGAUGCUCCAGCUCAGGAUUGAGCCGACCAUUGUCACAUACAACACUUUGCUGGAUUCUUUCCUGAAGGAGGGGUGGAAGGACGAGGCUUCCAUGCUGCUCAAGGAGAUGGAAACCCAGGGGGGUGGUUGCUUGCUGAAUGAUGUCACGUACAGUGUGGUGAUUGGUUUUUUGGCCAGGGAAGGUCAUCUGGAGAACGCGGCGAAGCUGGUUGACAGCAUGCGGCUGUCCAAGAAAGCCUCAUCCUUUACCUAUAACCCACUUAUCACUGCGUUGCUUGAAAGGGGUUUUGUACAAAAGGUUGAAGCUUUGCAUAUGGAGAUGGAGAAUGAGGGCAUUAUGCCUACAGUGGUGACAUGCAAUGCCAUCAUUCAUGGGCUGCUUAAAAGUGAGCAGGUAGAGGCUGCGCAGCUGAAAUUUGCGGAAAUGAGAGCAAUGGGCUUACUGCCAGACCUUAUCACGUACAAUUCUUUGCUAAAUGGAUAUUGUAAGGCAGGUAAUUUGAAGGAGGCGCUUUGGUUGCUUGGCGAUUUGAGGCGUGCAGGUUUAUCGCCAACAGUUUUGACAUAUAACACUCUUAUAGAUGGUUAUUGUAGAUUAGGAGAUUUAGAGGAAGCUAGGAGAUUGAAAGAGGAAAUGGUAGAGCAGGGGUGUUUUCCUGAUGUUUGUACAUAUACAAUUCUCAUGAAUGGUUCACAUAAGGUGAGGAACCUUCCUAUGGCAAGAGAGUUCUUUGAUGAGAUGCUGAGCAAAGGUUUGCAGCCAGAUUGCUUUACCUAUAAUACAAGGAUUUGUGCGGAGCUAACCCUAGGGGAUACUCCUAAGGCUUUCCAGUUGAGGGAGGUGAUGAUGUUGAAAGGAAUAUAUCCUGAUACGGUCACAUACAAUGUUAUUAUCGAUGGACUGUGCAAGACUGGUAACCUGAAAGAUGCCGAAGAUUUGAAGAUGAAGAUGGUCAGUGAUGGUUUACAGCCUGACUGUAUCACAUACACCUUCUUGAUUCAUGCACACUGUGAAAGAGGACUCCUAAGGGAAGCAAGGAAACUUCUUAAUGGCAUGGUCUCAGAUGGUUUGCGACCCUCUGUUGUGACGUACACCAUAUUAAUUCACACGUGUUGUAGAAGAGGAAACCUUUAUUCAGCAUAUGGUUGGUUCCGGAAGAUGCUGGAUGCGGGAAUUGAACCUAAUGAAAUAACAUAUAAUGUGCUCAUACAUGCACUAUGCAGGACAGGCAGAACUCUGUUGGCUUAUCAUGAUUUUCACGAGAUGCUGGAAAGGGGAUUAGUGCCAAACAAAUACACGUAUACUUUAUUGAUAGAUGGGAACCGUAGAGAAGGUAACUGGGCAGAUGCAAUGAGAUUGUAUUUUGAGAUGCAUCAAAAUGGUGUUCCUCCAGAUUAUUGCACACAUAAUGCAUUGUUCAAGGGAUUUGAUGAAGGCCACAUGUACCAUGCAAUCGAGUACUUGGAGAAUAUUGUUUUGGGGUGA